Messenger RNA from Rhineura floridana, 3671 nucleotides. It is a transcript of the gene NARS1, whose product is annotated as asparaginyl-tRNA synthetase 1. Gene Ontology annotation, molecular function: asparagine-tRNA ligase activity; ATP binding; nucleic acid binding. Lineage: Eukaryota; Metazoa; Chordata; Lepidosauria; Squamata; Rhineuridae. The coding region runs from base 258 to 1937 and encodes 559 amino acids. The record is from RefSeq and is a predicted model, not a curated record. Gene Ontology annotation, biological process: asparaginyl-tRNA aminoacylation. The transcript is spliced from 18 exons. Gene Ontology annotation, cellular component: cytoplasm.
UCCUCCUCUCAUGUGAAGAGAUAAGGUUUGUUGUUGGAGUUCUCUUUGUGAACAAGGAAAUUGGACUGGCCAGGUUUGUGAAAUGUCUCUGAACGGAUAUUCCAUGGUAGCUGAGAAGGGAUUUAUUUGCAAUUAUCCGUGCUGUUGUCUCAGCCGAUUUAAAGCUGCUAUUUACUGGAUGAAAUUUUCAGAUGGUCUGUCAUCCAAGGAGCUGGCACAACUGUAUGAAACUGAGCUGAAAUCAUUGUGGAGCUGCGAUGUCUGCGGUGAUCAUCGAGAAGGCGGGCCAGCUGGCCCUAGGAGAGGUCUAUGUCUCUGAUCAAGAUGGCUGUGAUGCCACCGGAGAUGGGACAGCAGAGAGGCCUUUCAAAACUGCUCUGCAGGCUUUGAUAUCUGCUGGAAAGGAGCCAUUUCCCGCUAUCUAUGUGGACUCGCAGAAAGAAGACCAGAGAUGGGAAACUAUUUCCAAGACCCAGUUCAAGAAUGUUAAAAAGUUGUGGCAGAGGGAACAACAGAAAGCUGAAGCCAGAGAAAAGAAAGAGGCAGAAGACCUCUUGCGCCGUGAAAAGAACUUGGAGGAAGCAAAGAAGAUAAUAAUCAAGAACGAUUCUAGUCUCCCAGAGCCCAAAUGUGUAAAGAUUCGUGAUUUAGAAGCCCACAGAGGGGAGAGAGUCAAGGUGUUUGGCUGGGUCCACAGACUGCGUAGACAAGGGAAAACCUUGAUGUUUAUCGUGUUAAGAGAUGGCACAGGGUUUCUUCAAUGUGUCUUGUCAGAUGAACUGUGUCAGUGUUACAAUGGAGUUGUCCUCUCCACGGAGAGCAGUGUUGCCGUAUAUGGAACCCUCAACCUUCUCCCCGAAGGCAAACAGGCUCCAGGAGGCCAUGAGCUGUGUUGUGACUACUGGGAGCUCGUUGGCCUGGCUCCUGCUGGGGGAGCUGACAACCUGGUCAAUGAAGAGUCGGAUGUGGAUGUCCAGCUCAACAACCGGCACAUGAUGAUUCGGGGGGAGACCCUGAGCAGAAUCUUUAAGGUGCGCUCCAUGGUCAUCCAGUGCUUCAGGGAUCACUUCUUUGACCGAGGGUAUUAUGAAAUCACCCCUCCAACAUUGGUUCAGACACAGGUUGAAGGAGGCUCCACGCUCUUCAAAAUGGACUAUUUUGGCGAAGAAGCCUUUUUGACACAGUCAUCCCAGCUGUACCUGGAAACCUGUAUCCCAGCACUGGGCGACACUUUUUGCAUUGCCCAGUCAUACCGAGCUGAACAGUCUCGGACACGCAGGCACCUGGCUGAGUACACACACAUUGAAGCUGAAUGCCCUUUCAUGACCUAUGAAGACCUACUGAACCGUUUGGAGGAUCUUGUCUGUGAUGUAGUGGACAGAGUCUUGAAAUCACCUGCGUCUGACUUGCUGUAUGCCCUGAACCCUAACUUUGAACGCCCCAAGCGCCCCUUCAAGCGAAUGAACUACAUAGAUGCUCUUGUAUGGCUUAAGGAACAUGAUGUGAAGAAGGAAGAUGGCACGUACUAUGAAUUUGGAGAGGAUAUUCCAGAGGCCCCAGAGAGACAGAUGACGGAUGCCAUUAAUGAGCCAAUCUUGCUGUGUCGAUUUCCUGCUGAGAUAAAGUCUUUCUACAUGCAGCGCUGCCCCGAGGAUCCCCGCCUUACCGAAUCUGUUGAUGUGUUGAUGCCCAACGUUGGCGAGAUUGUUGGAGGCUCAAUGCGUAUUUGGGACAGUGAUGAGCUGCUGGAAGGCUACAAGAGAGAAGGCAUCGAUCCUACACCUUAUUAUUGGUAUACAGACCAGCGUAAAUAUGGCACGUGCCCCCACGGUGGCUAUGGCUUGGGCUUGGAAAGAUUCCUAACCUGGAUCCUGAACAGACACCACAUUCGGGACGUGUGUCUAUACCCACGCUUUGUCCAGCGCUGCAAACCUUAAUCAAGAUCACUUGUCCAGCCAUCUUUAAGCAAAUCCCUCCUCUUAGCUUCAGAGAGUAUAUUUCAUCAUCCUGGACAGCAACCUGCCAAGAGAAUCAACAGAUCAACUUUCUUCUUUUCCAAAUGAGAAUAUUCUUUGUUUUGAAUUUGAACUUGACUUGCAGUCCACUGAUUCCAGAAAUUCCUUCUCUGUUCUUUGCUUAGUCCCUGCCCAUGAGUUCUGUUGAUAUAUUUGAACUUAUUGCUAGUUUAAACAAGCAGUGUGCAACCUUGGUCAUGAUUUCUGUAAUAGUGCUGUUAACCUGCAGCUCUUACGGGCCCAUUAUUAAUUGGGUCAUUUGAUUACUUUAAAAAGUAGUUAGAUGCAGGGCUUGACUUUUGGUUAAGGGAACUACUACUGAAAAGUGGAAUAUCAGGUAGCAAAUGGAAGAUGCAAUGUGCUGCAACAGGGGUGGUGAACUGCCAGCCUCCAGGCCAAAGCCAGCCCACUCCUGAGUUUUUCUGCCCCCCCCCCCCAAUUUUGACAAAGGUCCAUAAUAUUGAAUUUAAGCCUAUCUGCCCAGUCCAACUCCACAGUGGGGAGGAAAAUCGCACAAUGUCCACUUGGAGAUGACACAGUUUUCCUCCCCAUUAUGGCAGAGAGAUUUCUAGUGAUGAGUAUGAUAUAAAUAACAUAGUGUAAAGAACUAUCCAGGGGAGCGGGAGAUAAACUCUGGUCCACUUUUAACCCCCUUCCUUAAAGUUUUCCGUUUGGAAUCUUAAAAGGGAUGGGGAUGGGUGGGCCCAACCAUAUAACUCUGCCUUGAAAAUGUCUUCAAAGUUACACUAACAAAAUGUUGCCUUGAAGUUAGUACAGUUGUAAAAUGUACUAACCUAAUUACUAAUAAGUAGCAACCAAAUUGCUAAUUAGUCCCUAAUUGCAAUGACUUGCUAUGUGAAGCUGGGAUAAGGUUAAAAGAUGUGCCCCUGUAAUGGUGGAAUGUGCAUUCAUGGCAUACUUUUUCGCCUUUCAGAUGAAAUUAGUUUUUGUAAUUAGAGUAUCCCCAGCUGAGACAACAGUGAAAAUCAACGCUAAACAAUUCUACUUGUAGGGAGGUUGAUAUAUCCCUACCUGCCACUGUAUUUUCAUUAUAUCUGUAUUUUGAACUAAAUUAAUGACUUGGCUUUCUGGAGAAAGGCUCCCAGUUCCAUAAAAAGAAAUUUCAGCACAUGCGCUCUUGGGAGAAGCCUCUGAUAUUUCACACUUGGCUGGUUUGCUUUCCAACAUGUCUCCACUAUACAGUUGGUUCAGCGUUUUUUUGUUGACAUGACUUCCCUACAAAGAGCACUGGGAAUUAUAGCUUUGAGAAGGUGCUGAUCAUUUUCAGUUUCUUGCUCACUUACUGAACUACAGCGUUCAGGAUUUCUUGGGAAAGGAGAUCCAGGUAAAAUUUCUAGAUGCGCCCUUAAUAUCUGCUAGCUUGCAAGUGACUAAACUGACUGACCUCUUUAUUGCUGCUUCUCCUUCCAGCAAGUGUUAUGAAAAUAGUUUUUAGCUAUCGGAAUAACUUUUAACCGGAACUGCAGAAAGAGGAACACUUGGGAUGCUCUAGAUUCCUGCUGUCUGGUCAGCUUUCUCUUAUUCUUCUCAACUUUGCAUUUUUUAUAACAAUUGUGCAUGUCCCAUUUUCAAACCUGGUUGAACCUGGCAAUCAAUAAAUUCAUAACAUCGGAGGAGAAGAUAGACUUAGUUCUA